ACCACACGUCGUUAACUCGUUAUGUCCCCCCACUCAUCUUGGAUUUCUCUAUAAAAUGUGGUCCUCCUGACCUUUGUCAUCCAUCCAAUCCCUAAUUCAAAACACACACAACAAGAGAUCACACCCAAAAACCUGUGAUCUAAGCACACAUUCAAACAUUUUCAGACGCAACAACGACCGAUCUAAUGCGAAUGCAGCUACCAUCAGCUUGAUAACAUUUUGGAGGUGAUGAUACAAUAGCGUAGCAUCAAUAGCGGUGGCAACGUAAUAUACUUUGUUUAUAUGGCAGAUAGUACAUCAAGUUUUUGGGGUCCGGUGACUUCGUCCCACGAGUGGUGUGAAAAGAACUACGUGUAUUCUUCUUAUGUUGCUGAGUUUUAUAAUACCAUCUCAAACAUUCCAUGCAUCCUAUUGGCAUUCAUCGGCCUUGUUAGUUCAUUGCUACAACGGUUCGAGAAGAGGUUCAGUGUUCUUCACUUGUCAAAUAUGGCCCUCGCUAUUGGAAGCGUAAUGUAUCAUGCCACAUUGCAACAUGUGCAGCAGCAAAGUGACGAGACUCCAAUGGUAUGGGAAAUGCUGCUAUACAUAUACAUCCUCUACUCACCAGAUUGGCACUACCGAAGUACCAUGCCAACGUUCCUGUUCCUGUACGGUAUCUCUUUCGCCGUUCUCCAUUCCGUGAUCCGUUUUGAUAUCGGUUUCAAACUUCAUUACGUGAUGCUUUGCCUGUUGUGUGUGCCUCGGAUGUACAAGUAUUACAUACAUACACAAGACGUGUCGGCCAAAAGGCUAGCGAAGUUAUAUUUCGCCACCCUUUUCGUUGGUAGUUUGUGCUGGUUAGGUGAUCGGUUCUGCUGCACGCAUAUAUCCACCUGGCCGAUUAACCCUCAGGGUCAUGCGUUGUGGCAUGUUUCCAUGGGCUUUAACUCUUAUUUUGCAAACACGUUCUUGAUGUUUUGUCGGGCACAACAACGUGACUGGAGCCCGAAGGUGGUUUGUUUCAUGGGAAUUCUCCCAUAUGUUAGGAUCCAGAAGCCGAAAACACACACCAAGUAAUAUGCAGAGGUAGAUACGCUAUUUCAUUUAAUUUAUCGUUUUGUUUCGGCUAGGUGGAUAAGAAAAUCUGGCUAAGGUUGUUGGGAGGAUAUUUUAGCUGUGAAACUAGAAUAUUUUAUGUACCAAAUUUUGUAUCAUCUUUUUCCAUUUGUUUAAUUUAAUGAUUACAACUGUAUUUUGUGACCAAGCGAUGAAAUCUCGAAACUGUUAUUUUUGGGUCGUG
Helianthus annuus (common sunflower) is the source of this 1279-nucleotide messenger RNA. RefSeq names its product alkaline ceramidase. The transcript has 3 exons. Gene Ontology annotation, cellular component: membrane. The coding region runs from base 283 to 1056 and encodes 257 amino acids. NCBI's taxonomy places the organism in Eukaryota, Viridiplantae, Streptophyta, Magnoliopsida, Asterales, Asteraceae. Gene Ontology annotation, biological process: response to salt stress; autophagy; ceramide metabolic process. The record is from RefSeq and is a predicted model, not a curated record. Gene Ontology annotation, molecular function: hydrolase activity, acting on carbon-nitrogen (but not peptide) bonds, in linear amides.